This is a messenger RNA of Schistocerca gregaria, 648 nucleotides long. RefSeq lists its product as uncharacterized. Bases 1 to 648 code for a protein of 215 amino acids. The transcript is spliced from 4 exons. NCBI's taxonomy places the organism in Eukaryota, Metazoa, Arthropoda, Insecta, Orthoptera, Acrididae. The record is from RefSeq and is a predicted model, not a curated record.
AUGGCGCUGGGACGCAGGAGAGUACCAAUCAGGCAAUACAUCAGUGUGAGUGAUGCGUUAAAGUUGUUGCCUCAGCCUUUUGAUGGUAAUAAAUUCCAGCUGAUCGACCUGCUAGACAAUUGUGAUAGUGCGUUUGAGUUAGUGGCUCCUGAACAGCACAAUGUGUUGCUAAAGUUUAUUAAGGCGCGCAUAGUGGGUGCAGCUAGAAGUAAGUUAUUAGUUAGAGACUUGACAACCACUUGGUCCGAUGUACGUGCUACACUUGUUGAAAAUUACGCUUGUAAACGCACGUUGGAUUACUUUCCGUGUAAACUGUUUGCAAGUCGUCAGGAAAGAGGUGAAAGCAUUGCACAGUGGGGUUCACCUAUUGACGCGUUACAUCAUUUUAGAAAAGCCAUUCAAGGUGUGAUUACAGAAGCUGAACUGGCUGGGAGUAUUGCGCUAGUGUUGAAAUUAGGAAGAGCAGUGUUGAUACAGGGACUCUAUGGCGAUAGAAUCAAAACAAUAGAGAGAGCUAGAGGAGAGUCCGUGACACUUUCUGAAGCCGUUGACAUUGCUGCUACAGAGGAAAGCGAGACAGCAUCGGCUAAAGGGAAGUCGACCCACCAGGACUUCGAGUUGGACGAGCCACCUCAUUACUGGAUUUAG